AUGAGAAGAAAAACAGAAAGUAACAUCAAACAACGAGCAACAACAACAAACAAAGUAACAACUUUAACAACAAACAAAGUAACAACAAACAAAGUAACAACAUACAAAGUAACAACAAACAAUGUAACAACAAACAAAGUAACAACAUACAAAGUAACAACAAACAAAGUAACAACAAACAAAGUAACAACAAACAAAGUAACAACAUACAAAGUAACAACAAACAAAGUAACAACAAACAAAGUAACAACAAACAAAGUAACAACAUACAAAGUAACAACAAACAAUGUAACAACAAACAAAGUAACAACAUACAAAGUAACAACAAACAAAGUAACAACAAACAAAGUAACAACAAACAAAGUAACAACAUACAAAGUAACAACAAACAAAGUAACAACAAACAAAGUAACAACAAACAAAGUAACAACAAACAAAGUAACAACAAACAAAGUAACAACAUACAAAGUAACAACAAACAAAGUAACAACAAACAAAGUAACAACAAACAAAGUAACAACAAACAAAGUAACAACAAAUAAAGUAACAACAAACAAAAUAACAAGCAACGACAAUAACAAUAAACAAAGUAACAACAAACAAAGUAACAACAAACAAAGUAACAACAAAUAA
Leptopilina boulardi is the source of this 633-nucleotide messenger RNA. Its product is annotated as putative mediator of RNA polymerase II transcription subunit 29. The transcript is spliced from 2 exons. The record is from RefSeq and is a predicted model, not a curated record. NCBI's taxonomy places the organism in Eukaryota, Metazoa, Arthropoda, Insecta, Hymenoptera, Figitidae. Bases 1 to 633 code for a protein of 210 amino acids.